UUUCCUUUGGUUGUGUUGCUGCCCCUCCUCCCCUCAUCAUCAUCCAUCUUCUCCGGCUUCCUCCUCUUCCUUUCUCUCUCUCUCUCACUUUCUACACUAACUGUACUUACUCCGACUCAGUCAUCUUUCUUCCUCGUUCCCCUUCCCCUCACCUGUUUCUCCCUCUUUCGUUUUCCUCUCGUUUUCUCGCUCUUUCCUACUUUUUCUCUAUCCUCCUCUCCCCCUUCUUGUUCGUAACUGCCAUUCUCCCUCUCGUGGUAGAUUAUCUUAUCUACUACCCGAAGGGCCUGCAAUCGGCGUCACCAUGGUCCUCAUCGACAAGCAUUCGUACGAAUCCCGCGAGGAGCAACGACUCAAGGAAGAUCGCGAGCGCACUCGCUAUUGGAAACGCUGGGGUCCCUACGUCGCUGAGAGACAAUGGGCUACUGUUCGCGAAGAUUACUCUGAGAAUGGAGAUGCCUGGAGCUACUUCUCCCACGACCAUGCGCGGUCCCGAACCUACCGCUGGGGUGAGGACGGUAUUGCCGGUGUGUCCGAUACCCACAGUUUGCAAAACAUCGCUUUUGCGUUUUGGAACGGCAAAGACGACUUCCUGAAGGAGCGCCUGUUCGGUCUAUCCAAUCCUCAGGGAAACCAUGGCGAGAGUGUCAAGGAGGCCCAUUUCCACCUCGAUAACACUCCGACACACUCUUACAUGAAAUUCCUCUACAAGUAUCCCCAGAAGAAGUUCCCCUAUCAGGAGCUUGCUGAGGAGAACGCACGACGCGGCAAAAGUGACCGCGAGUACCAGAUCCUCGAUACGGAUGCCUUCGAUGAGAACCGUUACUGGGAUAUCUUCAUCGAGACUGCGAAAGAAGACGACGAUGAGGAAGAACUCUUGUUCCGCAUUAUCGCCUACAACCGAGGACCUGAGCCAGCACACUUGCACAUCGUCCCGCAUGUGUGGUUCCGCAACACCUGGGCGUGGGGGUAUGAGGAAAAGAACGAGAAACCGUCCGUGGAGAAAACGUAUCCUCUGAUCGCUAAGACUAAGCACCACAAACUCGGAGAGCGCUAUGUCCGGUUUUCUCCAUCUCCGUCUGUGACCGGGGAGGAAGAUGUGGUUCCCAAGCUGUUGUUCACCGAAAACGAAACCAAUAAUGAAUUUCUCUGGAACACCAAGAAUGAUCAGCCCUACGUCAAGGACGCCUUCCAUCGUCACAUUGUCAACGGUGAGAAGGGCGCAGUCAACCCCGAGAACAAGGGUACCAAGUUUGCCGCCUGGUACGCCUUUGACGAGGGCGAGGGUGUUCCUCCCGGCGAAUGCGUGGUCGUCCGUUUCCGCUUCUCUCGGCGCCUAGAGCCGUUCAUCGAUGAAGAAGUGUUGGACGAUGUGAUCGACCAGCGCAGAAAUGAGGCUGAUGACUUUUACUACCAUAUCAGUCCUUUGCCCAUGAGCGAUGACUUGCGCAACAUUCAGCGGCAAGCAUUCUCCGGAAUGAUGUGGAACAAGCAGUUCUACCACUUCGUCUGGGACCAGUGGGCUAAUGGCGAUCCUGCGAUGAUCCCACCCCCUCCAGGCAGGAAGCACGUUCGAAACCAACAGUGGAAACACUUGUACAUGGAGGAUAUCCUUUCGAUGCCCGAUUCGUGGGAAUACCCCUUCUUCGCUGCGUGGGACACUGCGUUCCACUGCAUCCCACUUGCAAUGAUCGACCCGGAGUUUGCGAAAAAGCAACUGGACAUCCUCACUCGCGAGUGGUACAUGCAUCCCAACGGUCAGCUUGCAGCCUAUGAGUGGAACUUUGGUGAUGUAAACCCUCCUGUCCAUGCAUGGGCUACGUUCCGAGUCUUCAAGAUUGAGCGCAAGAUGUACGGACGGCAGGACCUUGAUUUCUUGGAACGGGUGUUCCAGAAGCUGUUGUUAAACUUCACAUGGUGGGUUAACCGAAAGGACUCCGACGGCAAGAACGUCUUCGAAGGCGGCUUUUUGGGGCUGGACAACAUCGGGCUCUUCAACCGCUCCGAGCCUCUUCCCACCGGCGGUGUGCUGGAGCAGGCCGAUAGCACAGGAUGGAUGGCCUUCUACUGCUUGUGCAUGUUGAACAUCGCGUUGGAGCUGGCCAAGCAUCGGAGAAUUUACGAAGACAUUGCCUCCAAAUUCUUCGAGCACUUCAUUCUGAUUAGUGAUGCCAUGACUUUCCGAUCAGGUGGUCAGGAAUCAUCCCUCUGGAACGAGGAAGAUGGUUUCUAUUACGAUGCGAUCUCCUACGGUGACCCUUGGACCCAGCAGCUACCUGUGCGCUCUUUGGUCGGCUUGAUCCCUCUAUAUGCCGUCCUCACACUUGAGCCAGAGUUGAUCAACAAGUUCCCAUCUUUCAAGAAGCGUUUGGAAUGGUUCGUUGAGAACCGCCAAGAUGUGGCCGAGCGCAACAUUGCAAGCAUGAAGAACCGCGGUAAAGAUGAGCGACUCCUUCUGGCGUUGGUGAGCAAGGACCGCCUGGAGAAAAUUCUCAAGCGAAUGCUGGACGAGACCGAGUUCCUGUCGGAGCACGGCAUUCGGUCGAUGUCCAAGUAUCAUGGCGAGCACCCUUACUCGAUGGAUGUCAAUGGUCAGACAUUCCGGGUCAGCUAUGUUCCAGGAGACUCCGACAGUGGGCUGUUUGGAGGUAACAGCAACUGGCGUGGGCCGAUCUGGUUGUGCGUCAACUUCCUGCUCAUCGAGUCUUUGUUACGCUUCUAUAUGUUCUAUGGCGAUUCAUUCAAGAUCGAGUGUCCCACAGGCUCCGGCGAGUACAUGCAUCUCGGACACAUUGCCGAAGAGAUUCAGCACCGGCUGCAGCAUCUGUUCGCCCGAAACGACGAAGGCCGCCGGGCGGUACACAACGGAUCCGACCUCCUCGACUUUGACGAGCACUGGAAGGAUUACAUGUGGUUCCACGAGUUCUUCGACGGAGACACCGGCCGCGGUCUUGGAGCGUCCCACCAGUGCGGAUGGACUGGUCUGAUUGCCAAGGUCAUCCACGACACAGGUAUCAACUGCCGUCUCCCACAGACCCCCCGCACUCCCCACGCAGCGGCAUCGCACUACUUCGACGACGUCUUCACCCGAUUCUCCCGCCCACGGGGCAGCCGUCGUCCCAGCGUCCGCCGCUCUUCCACGACCCGGUCCAUUGGCAACCGCAGCGACUUCGAGUCCACUUUCUCCGGACGCGAGACCCCGGCUCCCGAGACUGCCCUGGACGAGGAUGAGAAUCAGCGGAGCGUGGACACUGACCUCCAGAACGAGCACGUUCACAAGUACGUGGAGAGUCAGUUGCAGCGCGUAAAAAGUCAAGCUUCGAUCGGAGCAUACGAGGAUGAGUUUGAGACGCAGGCAGACCACGCCCCCAACGGCAACGGUCAUUGAUUCUUGUGAAGGGGAAAUGAACGGAACGGAGACUGGAUUCUAGUACAAAGUUAGACGGAUGUUUAUUUCCGAAGGAAGAUGUGUUAGAUGGGUUGUAUUGUUGUCGAUUCUUAGAGCGGUGAUCAUUUCGAAAGCAUAAGUCAAGAUUGUCUGUUUAUCUGUGUCAUCUGUGUUCUUCAAGCUGAGCUGCUGCAUCUAUCGAAUCAUGACAUGAUCCCUUCGGCGGACUGCUUGCCGUAGGUAUAGAUUCAUCGCCUGCAUCGUUCCGUGGCUUGUUCUCGUCAUUUCCGGCUUGUUGCGGGAUGCACCACUGCUUUGACUAACACCGUUACCUGUGUAUAACUGUCUACAACAUGAUAAUACCAUCAACUAGACUAUGC
Aspergillus uvarum CBS 121591 is the source of this 3768-nucleotide messenger RNA. RefSeq lists its product as uncharacterized. NCBI's taxonomy places the organism in Eukaryota, Fungi, Ascomycota, Eurotiomycetes, Eurotiales, Aspergillaceae. Gene Ontology annotation, molecular function: Glc3Man9GlcNAc2 oligosaccharide glucosidase activity. Gene Ontology annotation, cellular component: endoplasmic reticulum membrane. The coding region runs from base 305 to 3388 and encodes 1027 amino acids. The record is from RefSeq and is a predicted model, not a curated record. The transcript is spliced from 9 exons. Gene Ontology annotation, biological process: oligosaccharide metabolic process; protein N-linked glycosylation.